AUGGCGGUAGCUUGGAAUCGAUUAAUUCGUUUUGUUGCAACUGACGGGCGCAUAUUGCGCGGAGAGCCUAUCCUACCUUCUCCUGACUUCGAUCUCGGCAACACGACAGCUGAAACGCAAUUAAAAGCCUUAAUUAUCUCAGGCCAUGAUUUAUAUGAUACUACUGGGGCGACAGAAGUAACAAAUGAGGUCGCCAUCGUAAAAGAGCUUCUGGGACCGUUAGCUCAAACUGAUGUGCCAAUUUUGAGAUGCGUAGGAUUAAACUAUGCGAAACAUAUCAAGGAAGCCAAUCGAUCCGCUCCGCCAUUUCCGUUCAUAUUCUUUAAGCCAAUCACCACCGUCACCGAUCAUAACGUAAAUGUUGUUAUCCCUAAGAUCUGUCAAGACGAUCAAGCAGACUAUGAAGGCGAAUUGUGUAUCGUGAUAGGUCGUGAUGCCAAAGACGUUUCUGAAGCGGAUGCACUGGACUAUGUUGCAGCCUACACAUGCGGAAACGGCAUCUCCUCGAGAAAGCUACAGAGAGACGCUGCAUAUGCAGGACGCAUUCCACAAUGGGGGUUUAGCAAGGGAUUUGAUACUUUUGCGCCGCUAGGCCCUUGCUUGGUGAGUUCAAAGCUGAUUGAUGACCCAGCAAAACUGCACCUGAAGACGACUGUCGACGGUGAGUAG
Molecule: messenger RNA, 669 nt
Organism: Pseudogymnoascus verrucosus
Lineage: Eukaryota; Fungi; Ascomycota; Leotiomycetes; Thelebolales; Thelebolaceae
Exons: 4
Coding region: 1-669 (222 amino acids)
Molecular function (GO): catalytic activity
Source: RefSeq, a predicted model, not a curated record